AUGGGCUUAUGUUUGUCUGCUGAAGAAAAAGAAUCACGGUUACGGAGUUACCAGAUUGACAAACAGAUUGAAGAAGACAGCAAAAGAUUUAAGAAAGAAUGGUCAGGAGAAUCUGGAAAAUCGACAAUAGUUAAACAGAUGAAAAUAAUACAUCAAAACGGUUAUACUAAGGACGAGUUGGCACUAUAUCGAAUAACAGUAUAUAAAAACCUUGUUGACUCCGCACAAGCCAUUAUUUAUGCUAUGAGAAAAUUACGACUGGAACCUCGAAGGUCGGUGAAUAAAGCUAUGACCGAAAAAAUUUUGGAUUAUUAUGUCGAAUCCGACCCAUCUUUCCAAUUAAGCCCAGAAAUGGUAGAAGCUAUUGAUUCUGUGUGGCGUGAUCCAAUAAUAUCGGAGCUUAUGGAAAAACAAAAUCAUUUCUAUUUAAUGGAUUCGGCGCCCUAUUUUUUUGCAGCAGUAAAACGAAUUGGGGCACCGGGAUACAUUCCCGAUGAAGCAGAUGUUCUUCGAGCGAGAACCAAAACCACGGGUAUAUCAGAAACAAGAUUUAAUAUGGGACAACUAAGCAUACAUAUGUUUGAUGUAGGUGGUCAAAGGUCAGAACGAAAAAAGUGGAUUCAUUGUUUUGAAGCUGUAACAUCUAUUAUCUUUUGUGUCGCACUCAGUGAAUAUGACCAAGUUUUAUUGGAGGAAUCAGGCCAGAAUAGGAUGGCAGAAAGUCUUAUAUUAUUUGAAUCAGUAAUCAAUAGUCGAUGGUUUUUACGAACGUCGAUUAUUUUAUUCCUCAAUAAAAUUGAUUUAUUCCGAGCAAAAUUACCUCGAGUACAUCUUGAACAAUAUUUUCCCGAUUAUUCCGGCGGAUCAGAUAUUAACAAAGCUGCUAAAUAUAUAUUAUGGAGGUUCACACAAACUAAUAGAGCACGACUAAAUAUAUAUCCUCAUCUCACACAAGCUACAGACACAUCAAAUGUAAGUAAUGUUUGUAUUUUACUUUAA
Molecule: messenger RNA, 999 nt
Organism: Diversispora eburnea
Lineage: Eukaryota; Fungi; Glomeromycota; Glomeromycetes; Diversisporales; Diversisporaceae
Source: the annotation of a GenBank genome assembly